AUGGCCUUGCUGUCAAGGCAAUUUGCUAAGUACUUGAAGCAGAAGCAGAAAAAGAAAAAGAAUGAAAGAAGUGCAAAGGUCGACAGUUCAUCGAAGAACGUUCAGUGCUUCGAGUGCAAAAGCUUUGGGCAUGUCCGUUCUGAAUGUGCAAAUCUGCUGAAGCAGAAGAAGAAGGCGCUGACUAGCAUCAAGAGUGACUGA
This is a messenger RNA of Arabis nemorensis, 201 nucleotides long. Lineage: Eukaryota; Viridiplantae; Streptophyta; Magnoliopsida; Brassicales; Brassicaceae. The record is from the annotation of a GenBank genome assembly.